Messenger RNA from Trematomus bernacchii (emerald rockcod), 2578 nucleotides. RefSeq names its product chloride channel 7 (gene clcn7). NCBI's taxonomy places the organism in Eukaryota, Metazoa, Chordata, Actinopteri, Perciformes, Nototheniidae. Gene Ontology annotation, biological process: chloride transport; transmembrane transport. Gene Ontology annotation, cellular component: intracellular membrane-bounded organelle; lysosomal membrane. Gene Ontology annotation, molecular function: voltage-gated chloride channel activity. The record is from RefSeq and is a predicted model, not a curated record.
CAUGAUGAUCAUGGGAAGCUGAAGAAGAAUAACAGUGUACAGUGAGGCAGCCACAACUGAAAUUAAUGAAAUAAAUCAGCGGAAGUCAGGGCACCGAGCUACCGGGGGCCACUAUGGCCAACAUCACGAAGAAAGUGUCGUGGUCCAGCCGGGCCGACGAGUCCGGGGCCACGGCGGAGGGAACCCCGCUGCUGAACGGUUCCGAGCAGCCCCGACCCUCCAGACAGCUGUCGAGAGGCGGUAUAUUUCAGAUAGGCAGACUGAGCACGGUGGAUUUGGAGGAGGAGAUGACGUCUGAAGAGGAAUCUCUGAGAGGGCGGCCUAAAGAGAUCCCUCAUAAUGAGAAGCUGCUGUCACUUAAAUUUGAGAGUCUGGACUAUGAUAACAUUGAGAACCAGCUGUUUCUGGAGGAGGAGAGGAGGAUGAGUUACAUGGGUUUCCGCUGUCUGGAGAUCAGUCGCUGGGUGGUUUGUGGUCUGAUCGGCUUCCUGACCGGCCUCAUCGCCUGCUUCAUCGACAUCGCGGUGGAGGAACUUGCUGGGAUCAAAUACCGAGUGGUCAAACAGAACAUCGAGAAGUUCACAGAGGUUGGCGGCCUGUCGAUCUCCCUCAUCCUCUGGGCCGUCCUCAACUCCGCCAUCGUCAUGAUGGGGGCCAUCCUCGUUGCAUUUUUCGAGCCCAUAGCAGCAGGAAGUGGGAUCCCUCAGAUCAAAUGUUACCUCAAUGGAGUCAAGAUUCCUAGGGUGGUACGACUCAAGACCCUGGUGGUGAAAGUGUUCGGUGUUAUCUGUUCAGUGGUUGGCGGUCUUGCUGUCGGAAAGGAAGGACCCAUGAUUCACUCUGGUGCUGUUGUAGCUGCAGGAGUCUCACAGGGCAGGAGCACCUCUUUAAAGAGAGACUUCAAGAUCUUUGAAUACUUCCGGAGAGACACUGAGAAAAGAGACUUUGUUUCUGCUGGAGCUGCUGCCGGUGUUUCAGCUGCUUUUGGAGCUCCAGUCGGCGGCGUCCUGUUCUCUCUGGAGGAGGGAGCUUCUUUCUGGAACCAGAUGCUGACCUGGAGGAUAUUCUUCACCUCCAUGAUCUCCACCUUCACCCUGAACUUCUUCCUCAGUAUCUACAACAACAAACCAGGAGACCUCUCCAACCCGGGUCUCAUCAACUUCGGGCGCUUUGAGAGCGAUACUGGGUCCUAUAACCUCUAUGAGAUUCCCCUGUUCAUCGCUAUGGGAGCUUUGGGUGGAUUGUUAGGCGCUCUGUUCAACAAACUGAACUACUGGCUGACCAUCUUCAGGAUCAGGUACGUUCAUCGGCCGUGUUUACAAGUGAUGGAGGCCAUGUUGGUUGCUGCAGUGACCGCGGCCGUGUCGUUCACCAUGAUCUACUUCUCCAAUGACUGUCAGCCUCUGGGGCCCGAGCACAAAGAGGAGUACCCACUGCAGUUGUUCUGUGCAGAUGGAGAGGUAAACUCCAUGGCAACAGCCGUCUUCAACACUCCUGAGAAAAGCGUCCGCAGCCUCUUCCACACACAAGCAGGGACCUACAAUCCGUUGACCCUGGGUUUGUUCACCAUCACUUAUUUCUUCCUGGCGUGUUGGACGUACGGCCUGGCGGUGUCUGCGGGGGUCUUCAUCCCUGCUCUGCUGAUAGGAGCCGCCUGGGGGAGACUGUUCGGCAUCCUGCUGGCCUCCAUCACUCCCAAUGGCUCGAUCUGGGCGGACCCUGGUAAAUAUGCUCUGAUUGGAGCCGCAGCUCAGUUAGGUGGCAUAGUGAGGAUGACUCUCAGUUUGACCGUCAUCAUGGUGGAGGCGACAGGAAACGUUACGUACGGUCUUCCCAUCAUGCUCGUCCUCAUGACUGCCAAGAUAGUAGGGGACUAUUUUGUGGAGGGUCUGUAUGAUAUCCACAUCAAGCUGCAGAGCGUCCCCUUCCUGCACUGGGACGCUCCCGCCACCUCCCAUUGGUUAACAGCCAGAGAGGUGAUGAGUGCCCCGGUCACCUGUCUGAACAGGAUAGAGAAAGUGGGGACCAUCGUGGACGUCCUUAGCAACACGUCCACCAAUCACAACGGCUUCCCGGUCGUCAUGCAGGGCGCUGAUAGUGACGAGCCGUCGAAGCUCUGCGGCCUCAUCCUCCGCUCUCAGCUCAUCGUUCUUCUCAAGCACAAGGUGUUUGUGGAGCUGGCUCGCUCCCGGCUGACUCAGAGGAAGCUCCAGCUGAAGGACUUCAGGGACGCGUACCCCCGCUUCCCCCCCAUCCAGAGCAUCCACGUGUCCCAGGACGAGAGGGAGUGCAUGAUGGACCUCACCGAGUUCAUGAACGCAACGCCUUACACUGUGCCACUGGAAACUUCUCUUCCUCGUGUGUUUAAGCUGUUCAGAGCGCUGGGACUCAGACACCUGGUGGUAGCGGAUGAUGUGAACAGGGUGGUUGGUCUGGUGACUAGGAAAGAUUUGGCCAGAUAUCACCUGGGUAGACACGGACUGGAGGAGCUUCAGCUGGCUCAUACAUAGUACACACACACACACACACACACACACACACACACACACACACACACACACACACACACACACACACA